Nothobranchius furzeri (turquoise killifish) is the source of this 1245-nucleotide messenger RNA. It is a transcript of the gene thoc3, whose product is annotated as THO complex 3. Gene Ontology annotation, biological process: mRNA export from nucleus. Gene Ontology annotation, molecular function: protein binding. The record is from RefSeq and is a predicted model, not a curated record. NCBI's taxonomy places the organism in Eukaryota, Metazoa, Chordata, Actinopteri, Cyprinodontiformes, Nothobranchiidae. Gene Ontology annotation, cellular component: THO complex part of transcription export complex.
UCGCUCGCGCGCUCUCUACUCAGCUUCAACAUCGAGAGUUCUCAAUCCAAGAUGGCGUCUCAGUACUACCGGGAGAUGCAGGACAACUUCAAAAACAACAAUAAAAGUCGGGAGUUCCAGGCUCAUUCAGCGAAAGUUCAUUCGGUGGCCUGGAGCUGUGACGGCAGGAGACUGGCUUCCGGUUCGUUUGAUAAAACUGCCAGCGUGUUUGUCCUGGAAAAGGACCGUUUGGUGAAAGAAAACAACUACAGAGGACACAGUGAUAGUGUGGAUCAGCUGUGCUGGCAUCCAACCAACCCCGACCUUUUUGUCACAGCAUCUGGAGACAAAACCAUUCGCAUAUGGGAUGUACGCACCACUAAAUGCAUCGCCACAGUCAACACGAAAGGAGAGAACAUCAACAUCUGCUGGAGUCCCGACGGUCAGACUAUUGCUGUUGGGAACAAAGACGAUGUGGUGACUUUCAUCGACGCCAAGACGCAUCGCUCCAGGGCGGAGGAGCAGUUCAAGUUCGAGGUGAACGAGAUCUCCUGGAACAACGACAAUGACAUGUUCUUCCUCACAAACGGCAGUGGCUGCAUCAAUAUUCUGAGUUAUCCAGACCUGAAGCCCAUCCAGUCCAUCAACGCUCACCCGUCCAACUGCAUCUGCAUCAAGUUUGACCCCAUGGGUAAAUAUUUCGCCAUAGGAAGUGCAGAUGCCCUCGUCAGUCUGUGGGAUGUGGAGGAGCUGGUGUGUGUUCGCUGCUUCUCCAGACUGGACUGGCCAGUGAGGACACUGAGCUUCAGCCAUGAUGGGAAGAUGUUGGCCUCCGCCUCUGAGGACCACUUUAUUGAUAUUGGAGAGGUGGAGACAGGUGAGAAGCUGUGGGAGGUGCAGUGUGACUCUCCAACCUUUACAGUUGCCUGGCACCCAAAGAGGCCCCUGCUGGCCUACGCCUGUGAUGACAAGGAAGGAAAGUAUGACAACAACCGCGAGGCUGGCACCGUCAAACUGUUCGGCCUUCCCAAUGACUCCUGAGGUGGAGCAGCUGUUCAGGAUGUUCUGUAGAAAGGAGGAAAAGUCCUGAACAAUACUGAGGAUGAAGAACUGCAGUAACCUCUGUAACCAGCAGAUGGUGCAGCUGUAUUUAGCUUCUGAAUCUGCUGACAUCAUUCCUUGUUUUUGUACACAGUUCAAUCCAGAACACCUCCUGCUGUAUUAUAGUAUUUUAUGUAAAAUAAAAGGUUUUUGGUAAUAAAAUGU